GUUUGAAAAUGUGUAAAGAGCCAUAAAAUUCCAUCCUCAAUUACAGGGCUCCUAGCGGACUCAACCCUUCUAACCAAUUAAGGGCUAGCACAUUUUACCCCACUAUCAGGGAAGCUUGACCUUACAUUUAGCGCUAAUCUAAUCGCAGCUCCAGAACCCCACAUCCAAAAUUCGACGUUUGUAGUUCAGUCCAUCCAUCCAUCACCACACCUCAACCACCAUCAAAACCACCACCACCACCCCAGCCCAAAAUGUCGCACCCACGCGUAGAAGAAGUCUCCGACAGCGACCUCUCAGACCCAAGUGAAGGCGACAUCGACGACUUCCUCGAAUCCGACAUCCUGCGGCAAAAAGCGCCCGCCGCCACUUCCUCCUCCGAGCCCUCCCUCUUCCCCAACCCACGCAUGCAACACCCCUCCAGCGCCCCCCAACCGCAACAAGUCCAGCCCAGCGACAUAAAAGACUACCAAAUGCUGUACCCAGUGUACUUCGACUUAACACGCACCCGCGCCGAAGGCCGUCGCGUAAGCAAGUCGCUCGCAGUGAAGAACCCUCUGGCGCGGGAAAUCGCCGCAGCCUGCGCCUCGCUGCGUCUGUCGCCCGUCUUCGAAGCCCACCGGAUCCACCCCAAAGACUGGGCGAACCCAGGCCGAGUGCGCGUCAAGCUCUCCUCCUCCAGCAAAUCCACUUCGUCAUCAGCCCAGAACGCGAACCCGUUCGCCGCACAGGUGAAGAAUAAACACCACCUGUACAUCCUCGUCGCAAAACACCUGCAAGCGCACCCGACAACCGACACGUCGGACGCUUUGCGUCGAGUUCGUGUGCCGGGGCUGAACGCGCCUGAGGACGGGGAGCCGUGGCCGCGGCCGGCGGUGCCGCGGGGGUGGAAGAUGGGGGAGCUGUUGCCGGCGUAUAGUGCUGCGAUGACGGGGGGCGGGGUGAGUGAGAAUGCGUUUAAGGAUAUGAUGAAGGAGAUGCAGGGGGGUGGGGGCGGGGAUAUGAUGAGUAUGCUUGGGGGAAUGGGUGGUAUGCCCGGGAUGGGCGGCAUGCCUGGUAUGGGCGGAAUGCCGGGGUUGGGUGCUGGGCCGAGUGAGGGUGGAGGCGGCGGCGGCGGGAAGAAGGGGAAGAAGGGAAAGGGGAGGGCGUGAAGAUCGUCUAGGGAGGUUUGAUGGUGCUUAUGACUAGGAGAUGGGUAAGAUACUACUACGUAUACCCUUUGAUAUAGAAUAA
Molecule: messenger RNA, 1230 nt
Organism: Annulohypoxylon maeteangense
Lineage: Eukaryota; Fungi; Ascomycota; Sordariomycetes; Xylariales; Hypoxylaceae
Product: signal recognition particle, SRP19 subunit
Exons: 1
Coding region: 252-1148 (298 amino acids)
Biological process (GO): SRP-dependent cotranslational protein targeting to membrane; SRP-dependent cotranslational protein targeting to membrane, signal sequence recognition
Cellular component (GO): signal recognition particle, endoplasmic reticulum targeting
Molecular function (GO): 7S RNA binding
Source: RefSeq, a predicted model, not a curated record